AGCUUCGGUCACACUAUGUCCAUUCGCGCACAUUGUUUCUAACGUUUGUACGCGACGAAAUGGAAGAAAAGGUUCUGCCGAAAUUCGUAUUACCGUCUCCAAAGUUCGGCAAGCCCAAUGGAUCCACCACAUCCAAUCACCUCUACCUGACCCCCAGCGGGAUGACCCUGCUGCCGCGCUCCAAGCAACCGCCGCCCAUGUACGGUGCACGAGGAUCAACAGUGCCAGCUAAAUAUCUGCACCAAGAACAAAGCAGCCCAGUGAGCGUGCCUGCAUCCCCGCCAGUUUACCAUUCUCCUCCGCGACCGGAAUUUUGUCACACAUGUGUAAUGGAGCUGGCCAACUCUCAGGAUAUGAAACUCCACCUGGAGCAACACGAGUUCUGCCCUGCCGAUGACUGCGACUUUGCGGCGCUCCACAACAUCCUGGAACGUCACAUAGAAUCCAAUCACAUCACAGGAACCUACGUAAAGGUAAAGAAAGUUUGGUCCGAGGAAGAAUUGGCCGCUUGGAGGGCAGAACGAAGAAAAAAAUUUCCCACUGCGGCCAAUGUUGAGCUGGCUAGAUUAGCCAAGGAACAGCGAAUUAAACGCGGAGAGCGCCUGGAGGCUUCGAAAUCUCGCUUCGGAAACCGGGAAGAUCGCCAACGGACGCGAGGAGGACCCCAGGGAGAUCACAAAGUUCGUUUCGAUCCGAAAAACAAGAAAAAGAGAUGUGCCAAAGGGAAAGCCAAUGAAAAGAAGAAAAAACGUGUUGGUACUGAUAAAGCAAACGAAGCUUUGAAGCAGAAAGAAACUAAUGAAGAUAAAAAAGAAGAGGAAGUUAAUUUGUGCUCCCUGGGAAAUGCUAAAUUUGGAGGAACUGGACAAAUGCCGGAGUACCAGCACUUUAAGGCAAAAGUUCAAAAGAAGGAUAAUGCUUUGUCUAGCUUUCUUGGAAUGUACGGGUCAGAUAGUGACGAAGAAAGUGAAGCUGAGAGUGAUGAUCAGAAUACAGCAGACUGCAGUAAACAAAUCCCAGCACAAGUAGAGAGCUCCCAAAGUAUGCCAUCUGAAAUCACAGAAAUGGGUCCAGCCCUUGAGGCUUCAAAUACACCUAACUCUGUUGAUAAUACUCAAACUUGUGAAGACUUUACACCUAUGUUGGAAAUGACAUCAUCAGACCAAGUGCCGCGAGAAAUAAGCAACAUUAGUCAAAUAACUACAUCUAACUCAGAGCCUGCCAAGGAAGAUGGCUCCUCCGACGAAGGACCGGAUGAAGAGCCCUUCCAGCGAGUGACCGAAACUAUAACAGCGUCAGAUCCAGUCAAACCACCUCCUGAACCAAUGGAACCGAAGCCACAAACUGCACCCAAAAGAGCAGCUCCAAAGCGAAUUUAUGGCUUGAACUACAAGAGAGCGCGCAAGCAAACCCCGAACACUAUGUUGUCGAAACUAUUAGAAUCCGAUAUACGCCAUGAAAGAAAUGUCCUGCUGCAGUGCGUGCGACAUGUUUGCGAGAGAAAUUUCUUUGGCAUUGGUCAAGCUAAACCAAAUCAAGAAACGUUGGUUACCACUUGUGAUAAAACCGUUGAUUCAACACCGGAUGCAUUAUAACUUUAGCUUCUAAGUUAGGCAAAUAAAGUACAAAUAGUAGUAUGC
Drosophila melanogaster (fruit fly) is the source of this 1640-nucleotide messenger RNA. It is a transcript of the gene Nufip, whose product is annotated as nufip. The transcript is spliced from 3 exons. The coding region runs from base 60 to 1595 and encodes 511 amino acids. Gene Ontology annotation, molecular function: RNA binding. The record is from RefSeq and is marked reviewed. NCBI's taxonomy places the organism in Eukaryota, Metazoa, Arthropoda, Insecta, Diptera, Drosophilidae.